Molecule: messenger RNA, 1593 nt
Organism: Cyphellophora attinorum
Lineage: Eukaryota; Fungi; Ascomycota; Eurotiomycetes; Chaetothyriales; Cyphellophoraceae
Exons: 5
Coding region: 1-1593 (530 amino acids)
Source: RefSeq, a predicted model, not a curated record
AUGGAGACUGGUCACGCAAAAGGACUGAUUCAGGCUAUUCAGGCUUUUCGAAAUGUCUACGACCAUGAGCACCAACAUCUAUCACCUAGCGAGCGAGAAACGGGCUGGCAACAGUACUGGACAUCGAUCAGCGCUCAGGCAAUAAGCGGUUCUGGAGCACCUGUCGUCCCCUCAAAACGCAGUGCGUCGCAUUCAUUUGGUGAGGAGCCGUCUUCCAAGCGACCUGGCCUCGACAAUUUGGUUACGGACACGCCUACCCAUCCUCUUCAGCGACAAAUCUCAGCGCCAGCCUUUCUCAGGUCAACGACACGGGACAUCUCAACGACUGUUCCCAUCCGACGCCCUGCGGCAUCAUUGGCAACACAAUCAGAAACGCUCUACUCGUUCACUCGGACCGGCCUCGGCAACAUCGAAGAGGUUCAGGAUCUCUCACCAGCCGAAUAUCUUGAGCAGAGCCAGAACGUUUACGCUACGCCUCACUCCCUAACGCCAUCGCCGGCUGUUGAACGUGGUGAGUUCAACGAUCAGACCACCUCCAACCUCACUUACCACCAAGCGUACGAGCCAUCAGCUCCGCAACCGCCGAUGACAGUCAUCAGCGACUCAAGUUUGGUCUCGAGAUCAGCAGUUCUUAGUGAGCCGAUGACUCGCAGUAACACUGAUGACGUGCUCUGCAAAGGCUUCGACAUGUUCCGCAUGAACUCAUUGUCGAAGCCCAAUGAGUCCAUCGAGCUCGGUAAGGCUGAGGAUCUCGACGACCAAACACUCCCUUUCUCAACCAUGGUACCUCAACAAUACCAUGACAUUUCUUAUUCUGGGAACCCCCUCCCCUUUCCUUAUUGUUCGGAAGAGAUGGCAGCAUCACUUUCGCAGGAAAGUGAUGUGUCAUCAUCUCCUUUUACUUCAGUUCACUCUUCGCCUCGGAUGCAAGAGUCGCCCACCGCGAGUGUGCGGCUACUUGCACCGAAGCAAGAGUCGGACAAGUCAUCGUCGCCAACCGGGAAUCCUCGGUUUGUGGAUGUAAAAGGUGCAGACGGCACCGUCAAGCGUAAAGCAGAGAUCACACGCGCUGCUCGACGAGAGCCAGAUCAGAAAGAUGUCGAUGGCAAAUUUCUCGCCAACUGCAAAGCCUGCCGAAACAAGAAAACUUAUGGUGCGAACUACAAUGCCGCCGCUCACCUUCGUCGUGCCCACUUCAACCCACCCAAGAACAAAAGAGGUGGCCGUGGCAAGAAAAGUGAAGGUCGCGGAGGUAUGGGUGGUGGCAACAAGCCUGCGAUGGAUGAGCUCAAGCAUUGGAUGUAUGAAGUCUGGGAGGAAAACACCAGCACCAGCAAAGUCCUCGCCCACGAGCUUGCUGUCGACCUCGACUCAUUUGAGGCGUACCAGCAACAGCAUAGCUAUCCUGGCGAGUACGAUGAGCUCACCUACAGCCAUGAUGUCCUGUUGGCCAUGCACCAUCAGCAUCAGCAGCAGCAACAACAACAGCAUGAGCAAUUCAUGUACGGCAUUCCAGCCACGACUAUGGCUGGUCACCAUCCUUCCACGGCAGACCUUGACGACAGUACCAAGAAGCAGACGACAGAACCUUGA